Brenthis ino (lesser marbled fritillary) is the source of this 2436-nucleotide messenger RNA. The record is from the annotation of a GenBank genome assembly. Lineage: Eukaryota; Metazoa; Arthropoda; Insecta; Lepidoptera; Nymphalidae.
AUGCCAAAACGUAAAACUAAAGAUAAGAUUGAAUAUUAUAAAAGCAAAUUACGAAAGUUGGAAAACAAAAGCCAUCGUCGGAUAAGAUGCCUAUCGCCUUCAUCGGAUUCGGAACAAGAAACAAGAGAUACAAAUUCAAUUGGAAUUGGGGAUCCCGUAACUAUGAGCUCGGUUAUUGACGCCGAGCCUGGGACAUCAAUGGAAGCACCAAAUGAAGGGGUUACUGGUCCUGAAGUCUGUAUGAAUUCACCGGGCGAUAACAAUGUGGCGAAUUCUUCAACUGUUCCCGUUUUGGAUCCAAGUAUUUUGGCAGCAUUAGGGGAAAUCACGGACGAAACCCCAGAGUUUGAACGCACCGAACGCGACAAUACGCUGUUCGGUAGCGAUCUCUCAGAAAAAAUAAAAGCCUCUAAGACUAUUGUCAAACAAGGUGAUCUGAUUAAGAAAGCUUUGCCUCCGCCAAAGCCUUCCACUUCCAAUAAUUCUAGAGCGCAACCAAACGCUAACCGGUCCAGCUACCAGGGAAACUGGCAGGGACCUUCUCGUUCCCAGCCGAACAGAGGAGGGGGGCGAGGAGGUCACAAGCGGACCAGCUACCGCAUUCCAACUUCUACCAGCCAGUCGAAGACCAGUCACACUUACAAGCCGUGUCUCAACGCGACGUCAGUGACCCAGGAACUAUCACCAUCCUCUACACAGCCAUCUUAUGCUGGCUGCGGCGAUACUCUCCGAGAAGCCUUCCUUCGGCGUAACAUCCCAGUCCAAGCUAUAGAUCUCAUGUUGGCGUCACUUUCUGAUAAUACCAAAAAACAAUACAGUGUAUCAUAUAAACUCUGGUGGCAGUUUUGUAAAACAAAUAACAUGAAUAUUUUUGACAGUACGGUAGCAAAGAUAAUAUCAUUUUUAACUGAAGAAUUCAAUAAAGGUGUCUCGUACGGUUCACUAAAUUCUCAUAGAUCUGCGCUCUCUUUACUUCUGGGCAAUAAUAUUGGGUCCGAUGAAUGCAUUAAGCGAUUGCUAAAAGGAGCCUACAAACUCAAGCCAAUUAAUUGCCAGAAAGACAAGGAAGCAGAGGAAUUCAUUUGUCCUGAAGGUACUCAAGGCAAUGGCAAUUUUGCUGAUCCGGCCACUUGCCGGCGUUUCUACCAAUGUGUAGACGGUUAUCCUUACUUGAACCGGUGUCCAUCUGGCUUAUACUUUGAUGAUAUCAGCAAGUUUUGUACUUUCAAAGUUGAAGCAAGAUGUGGUCCGAUAGCAACAACGCCAGCUCCUAUAACAGAAGCACCUCUAGACUUGGCCACAAAGUGUGAUACGGCAGAAUGUCAACUGCCAUACUGUUUUUGCUCAAAGGAUGGUACCCUAAUACCAGGCGGUCUGGACCCGGAGGACACGCCCCAAAUGAUAAUGCUCACAUUUGAUGGUGCCGUUAAUUUGAACAACUUUGACUUGUACAAGAAAGUUUUUAAUGGAAAAUUACGUAAUCCCAACGGCUGCCCAAUUCGAGGCACUUUCUUCUUAUCGCACGAGUACAGUAAUUAUGUAAUGGUGCAGUCGCUCGCACACGACGGUCAUGAGAUUGCCACAGGUACGAUAUCUCAGCAACAAGGACUCCAAGACAAGGGUUACGAAGAGUGGGCCGGCGAGAUGAUUGGGAUGCGCGAGAUUUUGAAAAUAUUCGCUAAUGUCUCUCGAUCGGAAGUUGUAGGAGCUCGCGCUCCUUUCCUUAAGCCUGGAAGAAACACACAAUUUAAGGUGUUAGAAGACUUCGGGUACAUUUACGACAGUUCGGUAGGCGUGCCUCCGUUGCCGAUCCCCGUGUGGCCCUACACGCUUGACUACAAGAUCGCGCACGAGUGCAAGUCCGGAACUUGUCCCACUAAAUCUUUCCCAGGUUUGUGGGAGGUACCUUUCAAUGCUCACUAUGUGGAAACAUAUGAAGGAGGACAUUGUCCCUACUUGGAUCAAUGCGUUCUGCAUAAUCAUGAUUCCGACGAGGUGCUGGAAUGGCUUCAAGAAGAUUUUAGUAGAUACUAUGAGCAAAAUCGGGCGCCAUACAUGAUGCCUCUUCAUACGAACUGGUUCCAGAUCAAAGCGCUAGAGCAGGGACUCCAUAAAUUCCUGCGUUGGGCAUCGAAUUUGAAAGACGUCUAUUUCGUAACGAUCACGCAGGCUUUGACUUGGAUGACAGAUCCGAAAUCAGCGAAGACACUAAGCAACUAUGAAGCAUGGCGAUGUGACAAGAAAGAUUUACCACCAGCGCCUUGCAAUCUUCCCAACAAAUGUGCUUUAUCCUUUAAACAUCCGACUACAAAUUUCACCGACACACGCUAUAUGGAAACCUGCAGUGAAUGCCCUAAUCAGUACCCUUGGUUAGGUGACUCCGGUGGAACUGGUAUUCCCGGUAAAGACAACUACAUACCUGACAGCCUGAAGAAG